AGUAUCUUGAGAUCGCUCGUUUGGUAAAGACAUGAAAAGUUGAGUUUAAGCGAUUUCGGUAACAAAACGAAAAGCAGAGCCUUUUUUGGAUAAAAACGAAAAGAUUAAUAAAUUCACUUGUGUAAUAGUUUGAAUGUGACGAUUUUCGAAGUUUAACGAAAAAGAAACAUAAUUCAACGAUAUUUUGAGACUCACCAAAAUAGAGGAUAAUGUAAAGGAUUUAUGCAUUAAUAAACUAGCUUCAUUCAAAGACUUUUGUGCAAAAAAAUAUUUUCAAUCUAUUUUUUUUAAGAUUAAAAAACCUUGAUAUUUAUAAUCUGACUUAAUCUUCAUAUAUCUGAUAGAUUAUAGUGGUGAAGUCAUUAACAUAAACAAAAGUUAAAAAAAUAAUAAAUAAAUACGAAAAGGAAAGGAAGAAAACUGGCAGAAGAAUAAAAGAAAAAAAUACUCAAAAUGAAAUUGAAAGUGAUACUGCUGAUACAGUUAAUAAUACAUUGCUCUUAUGCCGCGAUCGAUGAAUCACGUUCAAAAAUAAGUAAAGGAAUAAAAAUUGUUAAUAUUGAUGAGAAAGAUCAUACACAAUAUGAUGAAAGAGGCUUAGAUCAGAGAGCGUAUAACUAUGGUGUUGAGAUUGAUCAAGAUGCACAAUUUAAUCACCAGACGAGAGGACCUGAUGGCGUCACAUAUGGAUGUUAUGGAUAUCUUGAUGAAUUUAGUAAUUUACAGUCAAGUCAUUACAUUGCUGAUGCUAGAGGUUUUCGGCUACUCAGAACUACAGAUGCUGUCGAAGUCUUUCCAAUUGCUACAGAAUCAAAAUCAUUGGAUUUAAGCGAUGGCAAACAGUCGAGAGGCAAAUUUACACAAUUCAAAGAUCUUUAUUUUCCAAAAGGCUGUGGUAGUUUAGAAUUUGAUUUACAGCAACACCAAAUAAACGUACGCCAUCAAAUAUCGCCAUUUGCUCAAUCUUUUAAAUUCUCACUUGAUGAUCUUGAGAGUGAUGACGAUAAUGUUCCAUCAGCACAGACAUUGAAUGAACAAUUUGCACCAGCGCCAGAGCGAUUUUCAGGCCAGAGACGAAGGGGAAAUAAAAAUGAUGGCUUUUAUUAUCCAGAUUACUCCGGACGAUAUAUUCAUGAUAAUCGAGGAGCUUAUGUGCACGAUAACAGAGGAUUAUAUGUUCACAUUCCAGGCCCUGAAGGACCACCAGCUCUUCCAUACGAUCACAUUAAUGGACCCGGUGGACCUGAAGGUGGAUUUGGUGGAGAAGGAGGUUUCGGAGGAUUCGGACCCGGAGGACCAGCAGGACCAGGAGGUCCAGGAGGUCCAGGAGGUCCAGGAGGACCUUUUGGACCAGGAGGACCACCAGGACCACCAGGACCGCCAGGCCCACCCGGACCGCCAGGACCACCGGGCCCAGGAGGACCAACAAGACCAGGGCCACCAGGUCCACCAGGACCACCAGGACCACCGGGACCAGGAGGACCAACAAGGCCAGGACCACCAGGUCCACCAGGACCAAAUAGACCAGGACCGCCAGGACCGCCAGGACCACCGGGACCUUCUCGUCCAGGACCUCCAGGCCCACCAGGACCACCAGGAUUUGGACCACCAGGACCCCCGGGCAAUCCUAACUUAGGUCCACCUGGACCAAAACCAUUCCAACGAGAUCCACCAUACAAUGAAAAUUUCCGUCCAUCGACUCCAGCACCGUCAGGAAGACAAACAAUACAAUUGGCAUUAACAAGGACUACAGCAAAACCAUCAAAACCGGGAUAUUUCUACACAACGACAAUUGCGUCGAGAACAUAUUUACCUCCUAUAGGAUCGCCAAGACGUGAUGAGUCAUACUUUGGAACACUGCCGAAAAAAUGAGACGUUUGAAAAAGAUCUUCAUUGAUUUUCUCAAAAAAAGAAACUUUUGCUGCCAUUUGAGAGGAUUUUUAAUAUUUAAUGUUUUGCACACAAUCAAUUUAAAUUGUAAAUAAUUUUUUUUUUCUCUCCUCCUAAUUAAAGCUUUUGUUUGUGUGUAUCUCCCAUUAUUUUAUAUUUUCUUUGCCAUUUAGAGACAUUAAUUUUCCAUUCCUACAUUUUUCGAAAUUUUGUUUUUAAAAGUAAUAUGUCAGCAUCUUUUUAUAUGAAUACAUUUUGGGCUACUAGAAAAAGCUAUAACUUUAUGAAUUCUAUUUCUUUUAAUAAGCAUAAAAUUUGAAUUUCUUUAAUAUCAAGAAAUUGUGCUGAAUGAAAUUCAAGAAGCUAAAAAAAUUGAAAUUACUGAGUUCGGACCAAUUAGCUGAAUUUGGUGAAUUCUACUCUUACUUUUAAAAACUCUAAAGUUUAUCUAAUUAGACAAUUGAAAAUUAAUAAGCUGAAUUUAGCUUAUUAGCUUAAAUUUGCUCAAUUCAGCAAUGUGAGUCGAAUAUGCUGAAUUCAGCAAACAAAUAAAUUUUAGUCGAAAAUGAACAUUCAGCUUAAUGAGUCAAAUUAAAAUGCUGAAAUUUCCUUAAUCUAAACUAUUCUGCAUAAAAACGAAACAAUUUUAAAGCUUAAAAAAGCUGAUCUCUGUCGGAACAAAUGACUUUAUUCAAUGAAUCAAUUCUCCCUUUCCAAAAACCAUCAGUAUUGUGUGAAAAGAUGUUGAUAUAUUGACUGACCUAUAAAUAUAGCUAGUAAGAGAUAUGUGAAAUGAAUAAAAGAUUGUAAAAGAUCAAGUUAAAUAAAUGAAAUGCAAGAUUGUUUUAAAAAUUGCACGAAACUUCUAUGUUUUUGUUUUAUUUCUUUUUUCAGUUUUUUUUUCAUUUUUAUUUUGUUUGGAAAAUGUUUCAUCUUUUCAUUUUUAAAAUACAUUAUUCUUUCUUUUCUCAUCAUCAAAAUUAUUAUUAUUUAUGUAUAUAAAAAAAUGAUUAUUAUUAUUAUUUGCUUGCUUUUCAUUUCAUCGCAUUGAAAUCGAUUCUUGUUGCCUAUGAAUUGUUUUUUUUUUUAUUAUGUUUUCUUUACUGUAAAAUUAUCAUUUUUUUAUGUUAAUAUGAAAAAGGAGAUUAUGUUUAUAGGUAAUUUUUUAUUUCUUUUGUCUUGCUGUUUAUUUCGUGUAGUAUAAAAAAUAGCAUUUCAGAUCAUGCUUUUACGUUAUUUUAUUUAUCCUUUAUAUUAGCAAUUUUUUUCUUACUUAUUUGAAAUAUAUCUAUUGUAUAUAUUGUGACUUUGUCCUUCUCGAGCUACAUAAUAUUAUAUUUUCGAUGACAACAUUCCCAAGCUUCAUUUGAAUUAUUAUAGAUUUCAAAUAGCUUUAUUAUGCUCGGGACUAAGGUGUGUCUAAUACUUCAACUUAGUUAAAAUAGUUUGAAUUCAUUCAAUUAAAUUUCAUUGAUAUUGUUAUGAUAAUCUAUUGAGCGAUUUAAGGACGAAUUUUAUUAUUUAGGCGUCAACUCUUGAGUAAUAAAGAAUCUACAUCUCAUUCCUAUGAAGGAUCACUUGACCAAACCCAUUUGAUUCAUCUAUAUGGCAUUUCCUAUCAAACUGGAUUGACUAACGAAGAAUUAUUCAAUUUAAUGGCUAUCGAUAUUGAUUUAAAUUAGACACAACUUUCAAUUUAUUGUCAUGAUGAAAUUUUAUGACGCUCGAGUUUGAAGAAAACUUUUUUUGUCAGAUUUUUAGUGUAAAUGCAGUAUCUAUUACAAAAAAAAAAGUUUUGGCAUUUAAGAUAGAUUUUUAUUGACGAAUUUCGUCAUACUCCUUCUCUUAUCCUAUAAACCGAUGUAGUUCACUUUGAGCAAGCUUUCUAAAUAGGCAAUAAACAUGUUGGAUAUCAUCUGUUGGAUAUAAAAAUACCAGAGAUCAUUUUUCUUUCUGCUUCUUUGGAUGAAAAUGAAAGCAUUUGACGAUUGUGUUGCCUUUCAGAUUCUAGUCUGUGCUUAAGGUUUGCCAAAAAUUAUCAAAACCAAAAAAUUUGUAAAUUCUCAAAGAAUUUAAAAAAAAGGAUUUUUUUAAGUAGCUUGUCCAUAGAGACAACUCCAACACCCUUUGUAUCAGCUGGAUAUCAUACCGAAGGAUGUGAUGUUCCCAACAGAAUCUCAUCAACACAUUCAUUGACUAUCAAUACUUAAAAGAUGCUUAAACCUAGCUACUUCACAGAUACGAUAGUGUCAACUUAGUCUGAACUUUCGACCAUAAAAUUCAGAAUUAUAAUUCUAAUCUAGAUUCACACUUCUACCAAAUAUUAAGGAUCAUAUCCAAAUAUUUCUCUUGGCAAUAAAAUUUUUGAAGUAAAUCUGACGAAAAAAUUCUCAAAGAACUUAGAGCUAUAAAUUAAUUUGUCUUGUUUCAUUUGUGGACAUUUUCUCAAUUGUCGUCACGUUAAUAUUUCUUCACGACAUGAUAUUUGAUAAUAAAAUUUGGUGACUCAGCGGACCUCCAAACUAAGCAAAAGAAAUAUUUAAUAUUUCUCAAAUGUUAACUUUCAAUACAACACAAAAGCGAUGGAAUGACUGAAUCAUUCAUAAAACUGUUGAGCGAUUUUGUUUAGAGACAUUUAAAGAACAUUAAUUUAAAAGCAGUGUGUUGUCGAAAGCGCGCGCGAAAAAGAAUCAAGACCAUAAAAAACUAUAAAUUGAAUUAUUUUGAACUUUUUAAUGUGAUAAAUUUGUCAUUUUGGAAGGAAUAGCCCACAUGACAACAAAUAAGUUUUGUCCACACUUUCAUGAUAUUAUAGGAUUUUGCUUGCUUACUAGGUGUAUCCCGAAUGGUACAAAAAGAUUUAUAUUGAGUCGUUAAUAGAACUAGGAUAGAUGAUGUCAUUUAGUUGACUUUAAACACCUGGAUGGAAUUGUGAGAGAUUUCUUUAAAAUUGACAAUGAAAUCUUCUUAAAAAUGAAUACUUCUUUAUUUAAAUCUGGAUGGUAAGCAAUCUGAGAAUUCCUUUAAUUGAUUAAACAACUAAAAUCUGAACUUACUUCCCGAGAUGAUUUUAACUGAUCAAUAAGUUUUUUUUUUGCAAUUCUGUCAACAGCAAUGCACAUUUAACCAGUUUUAAAGCUAGCUUAAAUCUCAGAAUCAUCAACUCACAUCAUGGCUUUCAACUAAUAUCCACAACAACACUAUAAUACAUCAUUAUUGCACCACUCGAACUUAAUGAAUAGGAUUUUGAAUAGGAUUUGUGUUCACUUGUUUUAAUGGAAUUUUGAAUUUAUUUUUGCAGCAAUAUGAAUAUGUAAUAAAAAUGAAUUAUUCUAGCAUCGACAAAGCUACACAAUUAAUAAAAAAAUAAAAUAAAGAAGAGAUAAAAAAAUUGAGUCGAAUGAUUUUAUUAUUCAAUCUUCUUUAAUAAAUGCUUCAUUCCUCUUCUUUCAAUUAUCAAUUGAAGUUUCCUGUAUUAUUUAGCGUAUAUUACUACAAUAAAAAAUAUGAAAAAUCAGAAGACUCAACUCAUCGUCAGCGCGAAUUCAUUCUUCAUCAAAUAUAAUAUGUAUAUGAAAAAAAAAUAUCGAUAACUCAAUGAUUAUAUAUAAUAUACUUUUUUUUUUGUUUUCUUUUAAUGUUUGUUUUUGAGAAGAGAUGAAAAGGAAAAAAAAUAAGCUAGAUGCUGAUUUAACGAAGCAUUUUUUUUUUGUUUAUACAUAAUACAUCAUUCAUGCAUGAAUCAUGAAUCAUCAUCACUACUGAAGAAAUUAAAUAUAUCAAUUUAAAUCCUACCACACUUCCUCAUUCUUUCCAUGAUUUCUUCCUCGCUUAUUUUUUAAGCAUUUUUUAAUUUUCAUUUAAUAGUUUAUUUUUCUUGUUUUUUUUUUUGAUAUAAUAUGCGCAUAACUUGUUAUUAUAUGGUUUUUGUUAAUGAAUUGUUCUCUCAUCUAAAAAAAAGACUUUCUUCAUGUCAUCCUUAUUAAUUAAUUACACCCUCCUAAACACAAUUAUUUAUUCGUUCGGAUAAUUUACCAUGACAUCAUUGCAGGCUUAUUUAAUGUCAUAAAGUAAAUUUGACAAGACGAACCACCUUUUGCACUGCUGAAGAAUACUUUGUCGUUACGUUCGCACAGGAAUUUAAGGCGUUGAGCUUUCUUAUGCAUAAAAACACCGUCUAAAUGAC
Chironomus riparius is the source of this 6076-nucleotide messenger RNA. Lineage: Eukaryota; Metazoa; Arthropoda; Insecta; Diptera; Chironomidae. The record is from the annotation of a GenBank genome assembly.